UCGCCGCGGCUGCGGGUCUCACAACCGCUCAGAGUUUUUAGAACUUCAGCUACAAAAAUGGGCAGAAUUUUCCUCGAUCAUAUUGGUGGUACCCUUCUGUUUUCAUGUGCAAACUGUGAUACGAUCCUGACCAACCGUUCAGAGCUCAUUUCCACAUGGUUCACAGGUGCCAUUGGCCGAGCAUUUCUUUUUAACAAGGUAUUUAACCUACAAUACAGUGAAGUUCAAUACCGGGUCAUGCUCACUGGCUGCCACAUAGUUCGGGAUGUGAGCUACAAAAACUGCAAUAGCAAACUGGGCUGGAUCUAUGAAUUUGCCACCGAAGAUAGCCAGCGUUAUAAGGAAGGCUGAGUGAUCCUGGAAUGAGCUCUAGUUCGAGAGAGUGAGGGGUUUGAGGAGCACGUACCAUCUGAUAACUCUUGAAGAAAAAGACACAACUCCAUC
Messenger RNA from Erinaceus europaeus (western European hedgehog), 444 nucleotides. RefSeq names its product protein yippee-like 5. The record is from RefSeq and is a predicted model, not a curated record. NCBI's taxonomy places the organism in Eukaryota, Metazoa, Chordata, Mammalia, Eulipotyphla, Erinaceidae. The coding region runs from base 58 to 351 and encodes 97 amino acids. The transcript has a single exon.